Messenger RNA from Equus caballus (horse), 3942 nucleotides. NCBI's taxonomy places the organism in Eukaryota, Metazoa, Chordata, Mammalia, Perissodactyla, Equidae. The record is from RefSeq and is a predicted model, not a curated record.
ACCUCCACAGAACACAGAAGUCAGGGUUCUCCCCAGCACACACACUGUGACAGAGCAGCUCCUCAGGCCUCCAAGAUGCCCGGCCCUGCCUCCCGGAUCCACCGCCCUCCUCCUUGCCUGCUGCUGACUCUGCUGCUGGGACUCACAGGAGCAGCAGGUGAGGAGCUGCAGGUGAAUCAGCCUGACAAGUCAGUGUCGGUCGCAGCUGGAGAGACGGCCACUCUGCGCUGCACUAUGACCUCCCUGAACCCCGAGGGGCCCGUCCAGUGGUUCAGGGGGAAAGGGCCAGGCCGGAAGUUAAUCUACAAUUUCAAAGGAGGCCCCUUCCCCCGAGUGACAACUGUUUCAGACCACACAAAGAAAAACAACAGGAACUUUUCCAUCCACAUCAGAAACAUCACCCCAGCAGACACUGGUAUCUACUAUUGUGUGAAGUUCCAGAAGGGGAAACUUGACAAGGAUUUUAAGUCUGGACCAGGCACCCAGCUCACCGUGAGAGAAAUGCCAGCUGCCCCCGUGCUUUCAGGCCCCACGGCGAGGGCCCCACCCAAGCAGACAGGGAGCUUCACCUGCGAGUCCCACGGCUUCUCCCCCAGAAACAUCACCCUGAAAUGGUUCAAAAAUGGCAAUGAGCUCCCAAUCUCCCAGACCAAUGUGGACCCAGAAGGAGACAGCGUGUCCUGCAGCAUCUCCAGCACAGCACACGUGCUGCUGGCCCUGGGGGAUGUUUGCUCCUAGGUCAUUUGUGAGGUGGCCCACGUCACCCUGCAGGGGGUCCCUCCUCUUCGUGGGAUGGCCAACUUGUCUGAGACCAUCCGAGUUCCGCCCACCUUGGAGGUUUCCCAACACCCCAUGGCAGGGAACCUGGUGAACGUCACCUGCCAGGCGAACAAGUUCUACCCUCCGCGCCUAAAGCUGACCUGGUUGGAGAAUGGAAACGUGACCCGAACAGAAACAGCCUCAACCCUCAUAGAGAGCAAGGAUGGGACGUUUAACUGGACAAGCUGGCUGCUGGUGAACUCAUCUACCCACAGGGAGGAUGUGGUGCUCACCUGCCAGGUGGAGCGUGACGGACAGCCGGCGAUCAGCAAACAGCAUACGCUGAAGGCCUCUGCCCACCAAAAGGAGCAGGACACAGGUGGAACCCCUGGCCUAGAGCUGUCUACUGGCCCUCUGGUUGUCCUCCUCCUAGGCAUAACGGUGCUGCUGGCCAUCGUGGUGUCUGCCAUCUACAUCCACAGGAAGCGGAGGGCCUGACUCUCCUACCUUCCUUUGGUGAUACCUGCCGCCUUCAAUCUCUGUUGCUUCUUUUCUUCCCUGAAGAGCCCAGCCUAAGAAAAGAAGAUGACUAGAACCUUCCAAGACUGCUCCAGAUGCCUCCCCUCCCUGGAGACCUGCCUGCUCACACUCUCCUGCUGCUUGUUCUCACAGUCCUAGAUGCCCCCAGAGUUGGGUCUUCAUAUAUGGUCCUGAGCGUGGGCCAUGGCAACUAGCUCUGUGGACUGACUCCUCAUCUUCCUGGAAUGUGAGAAACAAGUCAAAUCUACACAUAGCAGGAUGUCUCUCAUCCCUCGCCUUGGGACUUGGCCAUGAACUACACACUCAUGUCCGUGCAUCAAGAGUUAUUCUAUCUUCUAGAUCCCUGCCUACCCCUCAUUCUCCAGCCUUGUUGAGGUUUUCUACUGUCUCUUGAGGUCAAAUGAACAUCCUUCUUGAUUCUUUUUUUCCUGAGGUAGUUUGUCCCUGAGCUAUCAUCUGUGCCCAUCUUCCUUUAUUUGUAUGUGGAUCGCUGAUGAGCAGUGGAUAGGUCCAAGCCCAGGAUCCGAACCUGUGAACCCCAGGUCCCCGAAGUGGAGUGUGAGAAUUUAACCACUGUGCAACCUGGCCAGCCCCCUACCAGAUCCUGACUUUGAGAAGAAAAACUAUUUUCCUUCCCUGUUGCCUAAACAUCCUACUCCUCAAAUCCAGAAAGAACAUUUCCCUCGUCUCUCUGUGAUGUAAACUCUAAAUUCUUCCAUCCUCUUGCAUCCUUCCCAGCCCUGUUGCUCAUGGUCCACAUGCUGUCAGUCCAAAUGCCAUGGAGUCAUCUUUGAUUUCUCUUUAUCCACAUCCCAUCUUCAAUUCUACCUUCAACAUGCUUAUGUGUAGUGGUGAGAUGGCAAAUGUUAAACGAUUGAUUCUCCAAAAGAAAAAAAGUCUUGAUUUCUAGUGCUUGCCAAUUUCUGUGGUGUAAACACUGCCAAUGAGGCCAAUUGAAGCUGCCAGCAGUUUAACAAACAGUUUGUGAAAGUCCUAAAAAUGUAACCAUCAGUCCCCAUGAGCCUGUCCAAGCCUUCCCCUGCACACCACUGAGAUAGAUCCAUAAUCUGCACAUGUCUCACCCACCGCUACUCCCUGGUCCCAGCCACCAUCAUCUCUUCCUGCACCAUCGCUAUAGUCUCUAACUGGAUUUCCUGUUUCAACCACAGAAAUUGUUUGCGAAUGUCACUCCUCUGCUUUCUGCCAACAUCCCCUCUUGGUUCACUCUCUGCUUCUUUCAAGAUUCUGCUCAAAAGUUACUUCAGUAAAGUCAACUUCCAUAAACCACCUUAAUUGAAAUAUCAGUUCCUCUCUCUCACCUGCCAUUCCAAUUCCUCUUGACCUGAUUGGUCUGGUUCCUUAGCACUUACUACCAUCUGACAUACUAAACACGGCAGUGCUCACUUUGCACGGUAGUGCAGGACCGUAAGAAUGACCCUGCAAACUGAAACCAUGGAAAAUGACCUCAAUACUCAAUGGAACUAAUAAUGAUUGUGCUGUGUGUGACCUUUAAAAUUUUUUCCCAAACAUUAGAAACUCUCUUAGUGUCAGUUUUAAAUGUAGAGGAAAAUUAAAAAAUAGAAAAACUAAUAUUGAUUUAGUGUACUUUCACUUGAAUCAUGAGAAACAUUGAGAAUGAAAGUAUUUUAUUUAUUUGUGAAAACGUAUCAAGAGCAGUUUGAACAGUGUUUACCUUCUUCUUGUUGCGUAAUUUACAAUAUAGAGCGAGCAUCUUUCCUCUGCCUGUGUGAAUCAUCAGACUCUUUUCUAAGUUUGUAUCAGCCUCCCUUGUGCUCUCACUGUUGUGAAAUCUUUACAAAGUUCCUUUAAGUUGAAGUAUUUGCUGGUGUCACUGCCUCUGGGACAUUUUCACCCUUUUCCUCACCACCACUUCCCUCAUUUAUGUGGUAAGUUUGCUUUCAUUAAGUUCCUCCUGCUGCAUACCCAGAAUCUAACAGUAUCAGUGUCAACAUCCCCACGGUCAGCUGUUUCUUCUGUAACUCCACUUACAUUGUAUUUGCCUUUCACUUCCAGCCUCAUCACUUUUCAUUUCUCCAUUGCACUUUCAUCUCUGUUGUCCAUUCCCUUUGGCGAUAAUUCUUUUUUAUAAACUGCCAUUUGGGUAUAUCACUGGGAGACAAGGAGAAAACACAGCUACAUGCUUUGCAGUCCGUGCGUACACUGAGUAACAGAGUCCCAGUGAUCAAUCACUAUAGACUUUGAAAGAAGUCAUGUAAUUAAUUACUGAUCAUAAAGAGCAUCUGUUAGUUACAUAGUGGUUUGUGAACUGAAGAAAAGCCAGCAGCCAAGUUUGUACUUAUGCAAUUGCUCUCAUCAAACUUACUGUGGUAGCUGGAAUUUGAACAGUGUGUUGAGGGACUGAUGGUAUUUAACUGAGCCGUGGUAACUGAAAUUCAUGCAGAUCAGCACCAUGCCAAGUGAGAUCUGCUUGUGUGCAUCUCUUCCUCAAACAGGAUGUCACUCUAACAAGAAGGGACUAUCUGUAUCCUCAGUGCCAGAACAGUGACUGCCAUAUGGUAGAUCAUCACAUUUUUUUUUAAAUAAGUGAAUGAAUACUUCAUUGAGGACAUUGGUUUCUACUAGAUGUUGGGUUUCAAAAUAAAAUUUUCCUUUGUUCAGUCA